Molecule: messenger RNA, 1342 nt
Organism: Myzus persicae (green peach aphid)
Lineage: Eukaryota; Metazoa; Arthropoda; Insecta; Hemiptera; Aphididae
Exons: 2
Coding region: 368-1090 (240 amino acids)
Source: RefSeq, a predicted model, not a curated record
CCAUCAACCGGUCACGGUUAUACGCUCUCAGUUUUCCAGCGGCCGAGCGCACAGGGACAGCACAUACGAAUCGUAUGAAACUCGUCCAUUACUUUCACGGUGCUCUGACCAGACGACCAACAAGUGUGUAUAUAAGCUCCAGGUGUCCAAUUAGCAACCAUCACAUUCACGCCGACCACUGACGAGUCCUCCAGAUUCGCACCGUUAGCACACCAAAAUUGUAGAAUAGGUACCAAGACCGCGGUACACGAGGAAAUUCGUCAAUCACAGUUUUCGUCCGACGAAAGACGGUAACGUUUUCGUUUUCAUUUUUAUUAUACUUACCUUAUUUAAUUUUCAAAAAAAAAAAAAAACAAACAAAAAAACGAUGUUUUCUCCCAUCGCGAUUUCUUUCGUUUGCGUCUCUCUGGCCGUUUUCGGUUCCACCGCCUCCGUGCAACCACAACAAACACAACAACGGCAAGAGGACGGGUUUGGCGCUGUCCUAUGGUCGGUCCUGGAAGACUGUUUCGGCGACGUCGGUUCGGUCACCGUUUGCCUCAAAUCCAAAGCGUUGACGGCCCUUGACCGGGCUCUAGGCAAGCCCGCCUUGACCCUCACAGACGGCGUGACGCUGGCCGCCAGGGCUGGAAAGUCGCUGGCCGUCGACCCGCAGGCUGACCGGGCCGACCGCGCCGCCCUGGACUCCGCCCCGGACGCUGACAGCAAGAACGCCAUGCUGGACGACAUGCUUGCCAGCCGCAUGGACAGGCUCAUGUCCACCAGGACCAUUGUGCUGGACGGUGUAGACCAAGAAGGUCGUAAGAAGAAGGACAAGGGUAUGCAACAAGCCAUGAUGAUGGCCGGUAUGACGGCUGCCGCUGUAAUGGGACCGAUGGCAUUAAAAAUCAUCGCUUUAAUCGCAGUCAAGGCACUGUUGAUUAGCAAAAUCGCAUUGGUCCUCUCCGGCAUUAUGGUACUCAAGAAACUUAUGCAGCCCCAACAGGGAGGUGGUGGUCACGAAACCGAAUCACCGUCGCAUCAUUACGGCCGGAGCCUGCAACUCGAAGGCGCUGCUCACCAAAUGGCUUACUCGGGACAAAAGCAAUAACAACCAUCGCUGCGUUCUUAUUAAUUUAUUAUUUAUUUAUUUCGUGUACUUAAGCUAUAAUAGUUAUACUUUUUUACUAUUCUUAAUUUGUCAUGUAAUAUUUUGUUUAUGAGACUAUUCGUCUGAAUAACGGAAAUAACGUCUGAAUUGUAUUGAAGAUUAAUUUUCGAUAAAUUUUUAAGUAUAGGUAUUAAUUUAUAAACUUUUUUCUAUUACCUACUGCAACUAAAAUAAAUCUGUUUUUAAAUGCGA